This is a messenger RNA of Vollenhovia emeryi, 1982 nucleotides long. RefSeq names its product bifunctional coenzyme A synthase (gene Ppat-Dpck). Lineage: Eukaryota; Metazoa; Arthropoda; Insecta; Hymenoptera; Formicidae. The transcript has 5 exons. Gene Ontology annotation, molecular function: ATP binding; dephospho-CoA kinase activity. The record is from RefSeq and is a predicted model, not a curated record. Gene Ontology annotation, biological process: coenzyme A biosynthetic process. The coding region runs from base 292 to 1869 and encodes 525 amino acids.
ACUAAAACAACACACAAAAAGCAUCGUGUAUCGCUGACUUAAUAGACCUCUUCGAGAAAACUUACGUAAAUUUAAUCAAAAUAUUUCAGCUAUUGUCAUGCGGCGAGAGAUAAUGUAGAUAAAAGAGACUCCACCCAGAAAUUGGCCAAAGUCGGUUCCGGCAGAAGUGGUCGUCCAAGAUUCUCCGCGCGCUAUAUUCGCCAAGAUUAACAGCUCGCCAAGCUAACGGGAAGUAUUAGAAAAGUGCAUUUGCAAGGAAUUGCAAGUAAAUUUUAACAUAUUUACCUCGACAUGGCAAACACCGGCCUGUUAGUCCUAACAAAUCCCGCGAGUAUAAAGGGCCUGCUGGUCGUUAUUCAGAAGCACGUCCUGAAGACGUUGUACAUUCAAUACUUCCCGGGGAAGAAUAUCUUCGCGGGCAAUUACAACGCCGCGACGUUGCAGUGGAAAGGGCCUGACUAUUCCAAUAAGGUCGCCGACAUAUACAUGAAUACCUCUACCAUCGCCUCCCGCCUGGACGUCCGGGUUUUGCUCACCAACCUCAAGUACCCCGACAGAUUUACGAUAAGCACCAAGAAGCCGGUGGAGGUAGUGAUCUUCGAUCAGAAGUGCAGCGAGAAGGAGGCAGACACGUUCAUACAGGACCGUUUGUCGAACAAGUCGAUCAACUAUCGCUUUGUUAACUACUUAUACAUGAACUAUUACAACAAAGUGGAGUUGGAUGUUAGGAAUGCGAAGACUUACGGGAAUGUAGUGCUGGGUGGCACGUUCGAUCGGCUGCACAACGGCCACAAGAUCCUAUUGAGCGAGGCCGCAUUGCAUUGUACAGAAAGACUCACCGUUGGUGUGACGGACACCAAUAUGAUAUCUGGUAAAGUAUUGUGGGAGCUGAUACAACCGUGUGCCCAACGAAUAACGGAAGUCAAGGGCUUCCUGGAAGAUGUGGACUCGUCGAUAACACAUAACGUUGUUCCUAUCAAUGACAUGUACGGGCCUACGAAGGAGGAUCCCACGCUGGAGAUGUUGGUUGUGAGUGAGGAGACGAAACGCGGAGGUGAAAAGGUCAACGAGCUACGUUUGCAGAAAAAUUUAAGCGAAUUGGACGUCCAUACGGUAGAAUUGGCAAUUGACGAGGCUCACAAUGAAUACGAAGAGGCCAAAAUUAGCUCUAGCAAUCAUAGGAUACGAUUACUUGGCACAAGGCUUCGAGCUCCUAGAGAGGACAGAGUUAUGCAACCCUAUAUCAUUGGUUUGACUGGUGGUAUUGCAAGUGGGAAAUCUUCGGUUGCCGAAAAAAUGCAACAACUCGGGGCUGGUCUCGUAAAUUGUGACAAGUUAGCACAUGACUUGUAUUUACCCGGGACAGAGUGCUUUAACAAAAUAGUCGAACACUUCGGUUCUUCUAUUCUCAACCCAGACGGGUUUAUAAACAGGAAGUCGCUUGGUGAUAUAGUAUUUAAUAAUAAGGAACAAUUGGAAAAAUUGAAUAAACUAAUCUGGCCUUUAAUACUGCAAAGAGCUAAAGAAGAAAUAUAUCGUCUUUAUAAUAAGGGUUGUAAUAUCAUCGUACUGGAAGCAGCAGUUUUGAUUCAAGCUAAAUGGCAGGAUGUAUGCAGCGAAAUUUGGACUUGUAUUAUUCCACAAAACGAGGCUAUAAAACGAGUCAUGGAUAGAAAUGGAUUAUCUGAGGAAGCAGCGAAGUUACGAAUUGAAAUGCAACCAAGUAACACGGAGCAAGUUAAGGAAGCCAACGUUGUCAUAAGCACUUUAUGGAGUCAUGAAGAAACUUCAAUACAAGUAGAAAGAGCGUGGGGAGAAUUAACAACAGAUUUAAAUAGAUUACAAAAUAGAGCUUGUACCUACAAAUAACAUAGUCAAUCAUUCUGUGAUAUAUACAAUAUUAAUAUAUUGAGGGAAAUAUUGGUAAUUGAGGGGGGCGUAUCUUUGGUUACAUAAAUAACUACAACAGAGAUAGAUAUUAA